Messenger RNA from Danio rerio (zebrafish), 1095 nucleotides. The record is from RefSeq and is a predicted model, not a curated record. Lineage: Eukaryota; Metazoa; Chordata; Actinopteri; Cypriniformes; Danionidae.
UCAAUAAAAUUAAUAUUAAUAAUGAUAAUAUUGCCGGAAGUUGUACAGCGCAUGCGUCACGUGUUCAUCAUCAGCAUCCAUGACAACCGUCCUGUGGGUGUUGUUUGAAUCUCGCUGUGUCGAUUGGCAUCUGAUCUCUGCGUCCUCCGUGACAAUUUUUCCAGAUUAUCGAUAUUAUUGAUCGUUGGAUACGUCGAUUGAUCGCCUGCUGUUCCCAUCACUCAGGUUUGACCCUUUUUAUUACGCUGUGCUUUGUGUUUGUGUUCAGUAUGUCUUGUGUUCACUACAGGUUCCAGAGUCGACUCACCUACGACUCGCUCCAGUUUGAAGGCCUCAACAUCAGCGCGGGGGAGCUGAAGCGGCAGAUCAUGAGGAGCAAGAGGCUGAAGUUCUGCCAGCUGAAGAUCAGCAACGCCCAGACUGAUGAAGAAUACACAGAUGAUGCUCUCAUCCCUAAAAACACGUCGGUCAUCAUCAGACGGAUCCCUGCGGCGGGACUGAAGUCCUCAAACAGAAGAUUUGUUGGACAUCAAGCUGGACGCUGGCGUGAACCUUCACCUAGAGCUGAUCCUUCACUCCUCUCACUGGAGCAGUUGUUGAAGACUGAGAAUCUGGCUGAGGCAAAGGCGUCAGAGGAGGACAAGCUGAAAGCGGUGAUGUACCAGUCCAGCCUGUGCUACUACUCCAGCAGGGCAGCCGCUCCGCGCCGCACAAGCGCAUCCGGAAGAGCACAGGGAUUCCCCGCAGCUUCCUGUUGGAGGUGGACGACCCAGACCGAAAGGGAGUCAUGAUAGACGGCAGCGGCCGAUACGUCAUUCCCAUCAUAGACGCUGAGGCCUAUGCUGCUGAGAAGAGAAAGAGGCCGACCUUCUCCUGCCAGACCGAGCCUUUGCCCUCCUCGUCCUCAGCAGGUGCGGCAUCUUCGGUCCGGGACGCCGGAGGGAAACGGUCCCGCUCCCCAUCUUCACCAGAGACGCGCGGCGACCAGAAGAGACCACGUCGCUGAGAGACCUUCAUGCAAGAGACCUGGAGCCGACGUGUAAAUAUUGUACAUAGUUUAUUAAUAAAAGAUAAUAAAGAUUAUAGCCGCAUGAA